CAUGACGUCAGAGGCCGGAAGUCAGCCCAACAUUAUCAUUGGCGUCUUUUUCCCCCUCAUUCAUGUGCUGGCGUCAAAUUGUUAAUAGUAUUUUUCAUUUCUAGUUCUUAAAAUAUGAAAAACAAAAUCUCUUAAUGGAUGAAAUAGCGAAAGACGGGUCAACCUGAAAAGUUGGAAAUGUCUUUAAAUGGUCGCAGGAGGUCUGUCCGAAGUGCGAGGUUCUAUCGGAGCGACAAAGAAGUUAGCUCUUGGACGAAGUUGUCCCAUUCUUCUCACGUAGACAUGGCCAUCUCUCUAGAAGUAGGCAGAGUAGUCAGCCGUCAUCUGGCCAAUGACACGAGGGAUUCAAUGGGACAAGUAUCAGACAAAAACAAAAACUCCAACAACGCUGUUUGUAACGACAACGGAAGUGACUCAUCAGAGGACACAGAGGAAGCUAUUAAUAAUGGCGCCAGUAGCAAGAAUGAACAGGUCGCUGACCUUUCGACAGCAUGUGUGACUUCCGGCGAGAAUGGUUCUGAUUGUAUAGGUAGCAGCCGACCAUGUAGUCUGGAAGACAAUGAACCAACCGACGCUUGCAGGGAUGAGGAUUACGUUUUUGGAAAACCCAUCGAAGAAAAUACAAACACCGUUAAAGUGGCAUCACUUAAUGAGGUCAAGGAGGAGGCGGGGAGCUGUAGGAAUGUUGUCUUUGGCGACAUCAACGUGAACAACGAUGACGAAAGGCAAGACAGGCAAGUGAACUCACUGGCCAGGGGCCGAGGGAUUAGUCGCCGAGGUAUGGUCCAGCGCCCAGCUGUACUGGACUAUGGGCUGCCAGAUGAUAACGUCGGCAUCAUGGACGAAGCUUUCGAAUUUAUCAUAACGCUGGAUCCAAAUACUAUUGCAGGUCCUCCUGCUAACAAUGCUUUGCCACCAACAGCAGUUGCAACGCAGCCGGCAGGAGCCAGUACACAGGGCCAGACUAGUCUAAACACAACAGAUGUAGAGCAGCACGAGAGCGCGGCGAUUGCGGGGUCAACUCAAGAUCAUAGGCGUGAUCCAGGUGAGUCGAUUCAGUCACCCCCUAGAAAUUAUAACAACCCAUUGAGAGUUGCACCGUUGAGCUCCACAGGACAGGACAGUUCUAACGAGUUCAUGCUGGAAUCUGCGAUAAGCGAUCUUGACAACGCCACCAACCCAGAGGCGUAUCCGGAAAAAAGUUCUCCAUUCGUACAGAACGACGUUGUGUACAGCGAGUACGCGUGUACAGUGGAAAGCAAUAUGCACGAUGUGGGUUCCAGCAAUGAUGACGACACGACGGCCGAAAGCUUAAAGACUGCGUCGUCUUCCAUUAGGCGUGAAAUCAAAAUUUCCUUACCAGUAAACAAUGUUGACCUCUCCCCAGCAAGUAUAAUCAACAAGGGCAUUGACGAAAUCAGCCCAAACUUAAUCGCUGACGGCAGCUCUCAAAAGGAAACAUCUUACCAGAGUCCUACUAGCCACCCAAACAGCUCUGCUUCAAACGAGGAUGUCGCACAAGAUGAGGAGGAACUAGCUUCUGCGGAAAACGAUUUUCGCAGUCUAGAUUUUGCGUUGAUCAAAGAGUCUAUGGUAAUUAAUAAGGAAAGAACCGAACAGGAUGCAGAUGCCCUACUUGAUCAAGUCAUUGGCGGCUUUAGAGACAAAGGAAUGGGUCCAAAUACUGUAGAGAGCCUCAACGGGAUGAACGUGUCGAAAGCGUCUCAGAAAGGUCGCCAUUCUUCCGCCAAUGAUCCUGAAGACAGGUGCAGUAGAGAUAAUGAGUUUCACAACGAAGAAAGCUCUGUUGAGAAGACCGGAGACGAUGUCAGCUCAGAGUCUCUCGCCUCUAGAUCCAGUCCCGAAGUUGACAAUGAAAACAGUUUCGAAUGUGACACACAAUCCAACGCGAAAGUAUUCGCAAUGGACAAUUAUUUGGAUAACACAGUGACGCUUCCACCAAAGGAGGCAAGUCUUCACGAUGACGUGGGGGAGCCUUUUGUCGCCAACAAAUCUUGCAUCGAUAACGAGUAUGCCGAUUUGUGCGCAAUGUUGCCAUCAGGAUCCUUGAAGGAGGACUCAGGAUCCUCGAAGGAGGACUCAGGAUCCUCGAAGGAGGACUCAGGAUCCUCGAAGGAGGACUCAGACAACUUGGAAGUGCAAAGUAACCUUAGUAAAAACUCACAACAGAGCGCAUUAGAUUGUGGCAAUUUCUGUGGUGUGCCAUUCGAAGUUUGUGAUACAGACAUGAUAAACACUAGGCUGCAUCUGACGAGCGAAAGCGAUGAGCCAAAAUCUGAGAACUAUGUCGUUCAUGAAACUAAUGAUCAGAUCAACACGUUAACAGAGGAAGGCAAUAAAGAAUACCAGCCCUUCGAAGUGGCUCAGGCUAUUGAAGAUAUAGUGACUGUUGCUGUGGCUUCUUCUUGUAAUUUGAGAGUAGAUUUGCACGUCAACGACACGCUGAUUGUAGAUGAAAGCACCAAUACGAGGCUGCAAAACACCAUCAUAACGGAUAAUAUCCCACAGCUACACGCGAAUGGUCGAGAAGAGUCUUUCAACCAAGAAUCAAAUCAAGCUGAAACGGAUACUGCCUUGUCUCCUUGGGGCACGGACAACGGCGAUAAAGUCAUCAUGGUAACCAGCUGUGAGACUAACGACACUCUGGAGAAACUCAGAUCACUGGACGACCACUUGGAAAAUGACAUUGACCAUCAACACCAGUUGAAUAGUGAAAGGGUUGAUACAAACAAAAAGCUGAAGUCUGAAGAUGAGCUUUCCCCUGUGAACGUUUUGAAUGAAACGAACUCUGCCAAUAGUCAAACAAGUUUCCACCAAGAGGAAGUCGCUGAAGGAAAUGAGUUCAAUACUUCAAGUCUUGUUGGCCUACAGAAGUACGACGUACCCAUUCAAAUAAUUGACAAUCUCCACGAAUCUCAACUCAGUCUUACAAAUAGAGAUGACAUUUUAAAAGAAAAAUCCUCCAAUCAAAGGGAAGCUGAUUGUGACGGUGGCUGCUUUGAAGAGCAAAAAGAGAGAAACAGUCUUGCUGUCAGACACGAUGCGGUGGCUGGAGAUUCUAAUGAAGUAUGUUGGGAUGACCAGAUUGAGCUGAGUGAAGAGAUGCAUGGCUGUGAAGCUGAGAGCCGCCAGGUAUACACAAUGGAGGAACAUCAGUCUCAGACAAUUCGCAUUUCUGUUUCACCAACAUUGAGAAAAUUAUCGGACGAGAACAUUAUUCAUAAAGUGCCUUAUGAUAAAACAAAGGGAGGUAACUCAGACUUUGCAGACGAUGAAAACAAAGAGUCCAGCAAUCUGUGUGGUCGUGACGUAGAACAUGUCAAAGGUCAAGAUUGCGAACACGACGAAACAUGCACUGAACAAAGUUACAUAAUCGUUCAGAAUGAUGAAAUUAUUGACAAGCAAGUAACUUCUAUGAACUGCGAAAAUAUCAGAAACUUAAUUCCCUUUAGUGCUAGUAAGUCGACAUUAAUUAUAAAGACAUCAAGAAAUGAAAAUGUUGAAAAUAUGUUGGUCCGUGAAAUGAAUGACAAUACAUGCACUAAAUCUCAAAAAGUCCCCUUGAUGGAAACGCAGUCCGAAUAUUCGAAUUCUGCUGAAGAUUUUGCAAGACAUGAAAUUAUAGAAUCUGUUUUUGACAGUAUGCAUAAGGUAGCCGAUAAAGAAGAAAUUAUUAGUAAGUCUGAACAGUUUAGAAUGGAGACCUUAAACAAUGUGUCUCUGUCUGAAUACAUUCCAAUUGCGGCAGAAGAAACAGUGUCAUGCAGCAUUGAUGCAACGUCUGCUAUAAAUAGAUUCACACAAAAUGUAGUUGUUGAUGAAACACGGGAUGUCAACCAACUAGAAGAUAAGCGUGAUAAGGAAGAUAAUAGAUCAAAGCUUGUAUAUCACGAGACCAAAGAUAUACAUCAUCCGCCUGAUUUGGUCUCAGACGAACAUCUUAGCCCAUAUGGUCUAGGGCAGGAUCAAAGUCAGCCCUUGGAAGACCUGGCUUCAGCUACCAACUGCGACGAAAUGCAGAUAACACCGAAUGAGAUCGCUAAGACUGCCCGCGAAGACGUAGAAGUGAAUGUCAUUUCAGAGUUGACAUCAGUGUUCACUGAUAGAGUGGAGACGUUCCUGUCACAGGAGACACAUUUUUACCAGCCUGAAGGAGAAGGGGACAAAACCUAUCAGCCUGUUGAAGAGCUCAAAGCUUGCAGCAAACCUGACCUUGAUUAUGCGCAGGGGGAUCAUGGGAGCAAUAGAGUUCAAACUAACGAACAGACAGUCUGCGCAGUUAAUGAGCUGGGAGAAAUGUGUCCUAAUGUUUUCAUGUUUGAGCCAAAUAAAGUGGACCAAACAUUAUUGUCCACACUUGAAGGCAGAAAUAAUGAAAGGGAAUUUGACUUGGGAUCUGUUGAUGUGAAGUGCGAGGGCCAGGUAGAUGUCACCACUGAAAUUACAAAAGAUGAAGACCUUGGCAGCUUAUCUCAGAGUCGUAUCAACUUAGACAUUUGUAUAAAAUCAGAUAAAGAUGUUUGCAACAUCCACGACAAUGAAGAGUCGGCUCAGUUUAGAUAUUAUUCUGAGUCUGUCGAAACACACAAAGAUAAUAAUUCCGAAACAGAAGAAACUAAUAAGGAUUCGACCCAUCGGCGUAUAGGUGAGUCUGAAGUAGCCCAGCAAGACUUUCUAACUUUUGAUCGUUACCUGAAAAGUGAAACUGGCGAAGCAAAGGCCUGUUCAGGUUGCGUGAUUCAAACAUACACCGGGAUACUUAACGAAACAAUGGACGUCUCAGAAAUAAAUGGCUUGAUGUUUCAAACUACACAACAACCCAGCACAGAAUGUAUUAUCGAUAGCGAAAUAUUUGAUGGCGUUCGACCCGGCGCUUGUUCACCUGGGUAUGACGAACAGAAUGGCCAAUCAGAUAGUGACUUCUGCACAGCUGUGCCUCGAUCUGGUCCAACGUUUGAGCCGGAAGAGCUUAUUAGCAAGCUGCUAGUCUUGGACUCAAAAUCUAAAGAAGUUGAUCUGCGAGAUUUUGAAUCUAGUUCUACGCUUUGUUCGCAUGACCAGAGCUAUGUCAAUGAUAAUGUAUUUGCUCUGAACGUAGAGGAGAGAUUGGAAAGUUGGAAGGGAGAAUGUUUAACAAAUGAAGUUCAUGAUACGUGCGACUUCAAUAAAGAGGAAAAUAGUGAAAGAGACGGUGAUAUUGAUACCAUUCAAGAGACAGAACCCACAGCGCUCUGUGAUGAGCCUGUUAAAAGCAGCAUCAAUAGUCGUGAACUAAUAGAAUGCAAUAAAGGAUGUCUUAUUCAAAGAUCUUCUUCGAAUGUUAUUUGUGGGGAAAACGAAGGUGAAACUACUUCUAAUGAAAUCUUUAUAAAUGUCAAUGAUAAUUUAGUCAAUGUCAAGUCAGUCAAUGAUAAGUCAGUCAAUGAUAAGUCGGUCAAUGAUAAGUCGGUCGAUGAUAAGUCGGUCGAUGAUAAGUCAGUCGAUGAUAAGUCAGUCGAUGAUAAGUCAGUGAAUGAUAAGUCAGUGAAUGAUAAGUCAGUGAAUGAUAAGUCAGUCAAUGAUAAGUCGGUCAAUGAUAAGUCGGUCGAUGAUAAGUCAGUCGAUGAUAAGUCAGUCGAUGAUAAGUCAGUCAAUGAUAAGUCGGUCAAUGAUAAGUCGGUCGAUGAUAAGUCAGUCGAUGAUAAGUCAGUCGAUGAUAAGUCAGUGAAUGAUAUGUCAGAAGGUUUAACAUCUGAUGUAAAGAGCUUAACGAAGCAUUGUUUGGAUGACGAUGACAGUUCAUGUUUAAAUGAAGUCGUAAACCAAGAUGAAAAAGUGAGCUCCGACAACGAAGAGGUAAAGAGGAGAGUCACAAAGCUUGAAACCACAUCGCAAUAUCUAGAAGAUGCCGCCCAAUGUCAAGUCACUGCUGACAACACAGAUUUCAAAGAUCCCAUUGCGACGGGCAUAGCGUUGUCAGAAAUGGACGAUAAGGUCUUUCGAGCAAACAAUGAGGGAAGAGCUACAUGGGAAGGCCAAAGUGGUAAAGAUUUGGAUAGAGACGCAGAUGAUGGGCGAGACGAAUCAAUGCCAGAUGAAAAAUUCCACCAGCAAAUUGACUCAAAUAUUUCCAUUCAUGAAAAAGGCUCUUCAAAAGAAAGUGUUUCCUCGUUAGUCAUUGACAAGAGUGUUAAAAGAACAAGCCGCUCCAGCACAUCAUCUAAGUCUAAGUGCUUGCUGGAAGAAGGUCCUUCAGAAGAGAUCCAACUGAAUCAAAAUGAUGAUAUGAUUCCCGUCGCUAAAGUAAUUCUGGACGCCACUGACGUAUGGCUAAAUAAAAUUUCAGAUUUUUGCCAGUCGACUGAAAUGUAUGAGCAUGAUCAUAACAAGCUUCAGGAAAUAGCUCAUGAAUGCACGACUCAGCUAGUAGCAUUAACACAGUCGUCUGAGUUUUGCCAAGAACACGCACAGAAUGCGGCUCUAUUAUCUAGAAGUGGAACGAAAUCAAACUCCGUCAAAAGUAAGAACACUUCAAGAGCUACUUCCUCAUGUUCUUUGGCCAGCAUGAAGUCAGAACCUCAUAGCGACUCCUCCAAAAGUUGCAUUUUAAAAGAUAUUCAAUUAUGCCCCAGCAGGAAUUCCGUUCGUUCCAACAAUUCGAAACACGUUCCAUUGCAAGUCCUGGGAGCGAAUGAAGGAAGCUUAAUGUCAAUAAAAAUAAGCUCCAAUGGUCAAGCUGACAAGUUUUCUAAUCAUAGCAGCAGUUGUUCUUCUUUGUUCAGUGGCAAGACCAGCUGCUCAUCUUCAAGCGUUAGCUCAGUGGCUCGAGUAGACCCUAAGGAAAGCUUGAACCGGCAACGACUCACAGAGAUGACAGCUACUGUCAAGCAAGGAUCCACUCUGGCUAAAGACAGUCGAUCGCUGAAUGUAGUCAAAGAAACCAUUUCGUGGAACAGACCUCGCAGCACAGGAAACAACUGUGGUGACCACAUGUCCAAACCUCUCGUUUCAAGGACUCCAUCCUUAAAAGCACCAACCAUCGGAAAACAUUUACAAAAUGAAGAAUGCAAGGCCUACCAAUCUUUAACAGAAUCUCCAGCGAAUGAUACCUGUGUUUCACAAAAUAUCGAUGUUACCGAAAGGUCUUGUGAUACGUUAAAAGCAGCUAACUUAACUGCGAGGUCUACAGAUAGCGGUCAACAAGGUGUACUUCUGGAAAAACGAAGACAACCAUACGCUCCAACAGCAAACAAUAGAGAAGGUAAAUCCAAUAUUUUCAACAGGACAAUUGCACAUUUGGACCAAGGAACAAAGACUGGUCAGUGUGGUCAUAAAUUAAGCCCUCGCGUUAUGCCAGCAACCAAAACAAACGAAAAUUCUGAGCCUUCCUCCAAAGAUCCAGUGAAGCAUGAACGUCUCGCGCCUUGUCUCGCCACUGCCAGACGCUGUUUUCUGAGAAAUGUCGCUACACAGCGCGGUUCUGAAUCGGACCGGAAAACUCCAGUAGCUGUGCGUCCGAACGAACUGUCCACACAAAAACCUUCGAACUUCACACAGACGGAAAAAGCAUCAAGCCAGAGGCAACGUUUUCUGAGCUUCGCGUUUAGAGGACUGAAGAGCUCACCUAGACAACAGGAUGAGAGUAGCGACAAACCCAAGGGCGAAGUUUCCAUGGGCACUGGAGAUUUUUCCACAGAAAAUAAAGAGGAAGUAAUGCUUGCUAGCAACAGCGCUGCGGUCAGUCCAGCUUCAGGCGAGGUCAAGGAAGAUCAUGGGACGAACAAGAAGGACCAAGAACUAGAGAUUUCCAAGAUGACUCAGUUAUCACGCCAACGAAUCAGCGCUCUGAAGCUCAGAGACCAUGUUUCCAAAAAAUCAAAAGCUACUAAAAUGAUGACUAUGCAGGAGUUUGAACGCAUACAGGCAGACAGACAUUUAAAUCAAGCCUUUGCUCGCAUCCAGAGUAGCAAGCCCUGUGUUGACUGUCAUAUGGAUGCCAAGGUCAUGGACAAAACUGCCGCCUCUGUGAAGCGCCGAAGAGAGAAAAUCAACUACGACUCGCUGCUGGCUUUGGAAAACAUCAAGUUCUUGGAGAUGCUGAGAUUCAAGAAGUCAGCUUACGACAGAGCUGAACAGUUAAAGGAGUUUAAAUCUUUGAAAAGUGGCGAGGUAAAGGCUACCAGACUUAAACAGAUCAAACCUACAGCAAUUGUAUAGGAGCUGUCAACACAUGUGUCUGUUAUAUUGUACAAAAUAUACUAACUUCCGUCAAUAGAGGCA
Biomphalaria glabrata is the source of this 8280-nucleotide messenger RNA. RefSeq lists its product as uncharacterized. NCBI's taxonomy places the organism in Eukaryota, Metazoa, Mollusca, Gastropoda, Planorbidae. The record is from RefSeq and is a predicted model, not a curated record. The transcript is spliced from 6 exons. Bases 178 to 8217 code for a protein of 2679 amino acids.